AUGACGGGGAAGUCGCUUUCGAGCGGGGAGUCCAGCGAGAGUGACGAAUGGGGAGAGCAUCUCGGGGGGAGCCAAUGGAGAGGCCAUCUCGAUAGCGGCAAGCUGAGUGACCCGGACGAGGACACCUUUGACUCAUGUAGCUCGUGUGGAUCCCACGAUUCGCAAGGACACGAUGUCGAGAGGGAUGAAGAAUCACACAUAAAAAGAAUCAACCAGUACAUCGAAAAGCUGGACAUCCUGAGGAACAAAUGCGACCUAAAAAUAAAGCUGAAUCAGCAGAAGGAGAAGGAGAACCUCGUAAGUAACAUCGACAACAUAAACACACAGGUGAAGAAGCACUUGCUGUUUAAGCAGAAGAUCAAUAAAAUUAACAACUCCCUUAGGGAGAAGUGUAACUAUGAUGCUUUUUCGCAAAUGGAAAGGAUAUAUAAGACCAUAUCGAAUGUUAACUCAUCGUACGAAUAUACUAUGUUAAAAAUUCAGCUGCAGGAUUAUAUAAGGCAGGUGGAGGGCUGUGUGAGGAGGAAUUACCUGGACGCCAUCGAGCCGCUGAACCAGUUUUUGCAUGGGGCAGCCGCCCUCCUGAGCAGCGAAGACGCGGUCAUUGAAAGCGACAUAAUAAACUAUGUCCAGCAGAGGGAAAGACAGCUGUCAGAGGAUCACCCCGAACAGCAUAACGAUGCACAUCCCCACUCGCAUGCACACGUACAGGCGUAUGCACAGAUAUGUCAGACAGAUGAAGAGAAUAUAAAAUUGUUGAACGCGUACUACGACCAUGUAAAGGGUCUCAUCGAGGAAGAAAUCUGUGAGUGCAUAAAGUUGAAGGACGUGGAUGGGGUUAGGACGAAGGUAGGACUGUACUUGAGUAUUUUUCGCAGUCGGGGGGAUAAGAAGAAGCAGAAUGAGCAGAGGGAGAAGAAAAGGGACUCUUCUGAGGGGGGCGUUAAGGGAUCCGAUGAGAAAAGCCGCGAUGAGGCGAGCGGGGUGGGCAGUCACGAUGAGGUGAGCGGGGUGAGCAGUCACGAUGAGGUGAGUAGUCACGAUGAGGCGAGCGGGGUGGGCAGUCACGAUGAGGUGAGCAGUCACGAUGAGGUGAGCAGUCACGAUGAGGUGAGCAGUCACGAUGAAGCGAGCGGGGUGGGAAGUCACAGUAGCGACCGCGGUGACAAGCACCAUGGGGGAGGAGCCCCCACUUGCGUUUCCUUGGAGGAUCAGCUGCUCCACUUCGGGGAAUACCUAUUUGUGUGCCGUGUGGCCAUGAAGCUGGUCGAGCAGGAAGUGGACAAACAGCUAGACCUACUAACCCGGAAAGUAGUGAGCACAGAAGAUAGCGUAUACGUGGAGUGCAUCAAAGGGACCUACACCUGUCUCUACAGACACAACGCCUUUUUGGAGAAGCUACUGGGAGAUCAUCUAGUUUACAUUAUUUACAACAGAAAGGUGGAGCUACUCUUUAAUAAAGUCGUAGAAGCAAUAUGCUCAAGUUUCUGUAGUCAGACACAGCUCCUACAGAUCGAUAACUAUAAUGAGUUAACCAAAUUGGACAAAAACGUGGAGAUGUUAUCCUUACUGUGUUAUCAUUUUCAAAACAUAAAAAAAUUUUUACAUCAAUUGGGAGAAGAAAAAUUUAGAAAAUUGAAUGAUUUGUUCAUUUUGGCUAGCUACAUAAAUAAAGAUAUUUUUUCUGAACAGUCAGGCUUGUUUAAAAAUUUACCUUAUGUAAAAUGUAUACAAGAUUGCCUAUGUUCAUAUAUCGAUUAUGAGAUAUUGUUUACGAAGCACUGCAUCGAUAAAGCAUUCGUUUUGACGGAUGACAUUAUGUUGUCAUUGAUAGAUGAUGAGAAAAUCAAGGGAAAGGAUGUAAGAGAUUUUUACGAGAAUAUGGUAAAUUUAGAAAAUAUAAUAAUGAAUUGUAGCAACAGUAAUGAGUAUACUUCCACUUUGCUGGACGAUGCAUUUUUUAUUUUUCAAAAAUCUGUGUGCAGGAGUAUAAACAUGAAUGAUAUUAACACUAUGUGUGUUUUGGUGAAUCACAUUAUUUUGUUUAUUGGGGGUACUUUGAGAAGCUACCUGAGUGAGAAUUUGAAAACGAGCAAAAGUAUAUACGGCGCGUUUAUUCACGAUGUUGCUAAUUUGAAGCCUUUUUCCUUUAGGGCUUUGCUUGGCAGUAUCGAUGAGACGAAUUACGUGGAUGAGGGACAGGGGAACAAUCGCACCGUGGCCCUGGCGCAGAACUUGGUUAGUUCGCUUAGCUAUGUGCGGAGUGAAGCGCCGGAGGGGGGGGCAGGCCGUAACGAACUUGCAAGUGGAAGUGGUGGCCGUAAUAGUGUUAUACGGGGUGGUGGUGAUAACGUGGCACGUGGGACUGCUGGCCGUAAUAACGCGGCACGUGGAGACCACCCCUCGCGAGGCGGCGAGGCGAAGGGCCACAGCAGUGGCAAUGGGAAGAGCAGUGGCAAGGGCAGUGGCAAGGGCAGUGGCAUCUACGAGUACCUGACGGCGGAGCACUAUGAGAGCCUCUUCAACCCUCUGUCCGACAGAAAAAACAUGGACAGCCAAACCAUCAACUCCAAGUUCAGCUACCCCCACUGCGUGAACAACAUAGACUCAUGCCACCAGUACAUACAAAACUUCAAGCUGUUCAUCCACGAUUAUUUUGUGGACAAAUUUUUAAAGGAUAAAAGGAAAAAGAAAGAAAAGGGGAAGCAAAAAAAGAGGCAAACGGAAAGGGAUAGGCGAACGGAAAGGGAUAGGCGAACGGAAAGGGAGACGCAAAAGGAAACGCAGAAUUACCUCCUCAUGUUUACCAACUCGUUUGCCAAUUACGACAACCUACUUAGCGACUUCGAAAAGCUGAGUAUCGAAAAUUGUAAAAAUCUGUUGAACAUUUUGAAGGUGCAUUUUAUUGGGCAGCUGGUCAUCAUCGAGAGCGUCAACUUUGAUAUAACGAGUGAGCAGUACGCCUACUACCAGCUCAACGACCCCUACAUUAACGGCUUGGUCAGCCGGAUGAAGCUGAUCGCCUACCACAUUUCGCUAUACUUCAACCAGAAUAUCUUUCAAAUAUGCGUUGGUUUGCUGGCGGAGAAGAUCUGCAAAUACAUCGAGCGAAUCGUGCGCACGAAGAAAUUUAGCCUGUACGGUUGCGUCCAAUUAGACAACGACAUCAGAAACCUCAUGCUGUUCUUCACAUCCCUCACCAGCAUCAACGUGAAGAAGGAGUUCGCCAAGCUGCUGGAAAUUUGCGAAUUACUGAACAUAAACGAUUUGCAGGACUUCAAAGAUUUCUACGAGGAAAACAAGAACAACUUGAGUGCCAGCGAUGUGGAGGACAUCAUCUCGAUGCGAAAUGACAUUUCGGAGGAGCUCCUUGGUGCGAUGAAGUUGUACAUGAAUUGGGGCGCGUCUUAA
Messenger RNA from Plasmodium cynomolgi strain B, 3411 nucleotides. RefSeq lists its product as hypothetical. Bases 1 to 3411 code for a protein of 1136 amino acids. The transcript has 3 exons. The record is from RefSeq and is a predicted model, not a curated record. NCBI's taxonomy places the organism in Eukaryota, Apicomplexa, Aconoidasida, Haemosporida, Plasmodiidae.